AUGCAAAUUAUUAACCAAGGUGAUAAGUAUAACCCUUACGCACCGUUUGGCGAUUUCUUGCAAGGCAAAUUACUAAAAUCAUCUCGCACCAUUGAUAAGACAUACGAUGAUUUUAAAGAAUAUUUGGACGAUAAGCAGAAUUUAGAGAAUGCUUUCAAUGAAUUUAAGUACGAAUUCAGCAAAUCGUAUGAAUCGCGUGAAGAGGACCGUCGGAGGGAACAGAUAUUCCGGGACAACAUGUUGCGAGUGUACGGACACAACUUGAAAGCUCUGGACGGCAAGUAUUCGUAUACAUUACGGGUCGGUGUGGACGCGGAUUUGACUCCUGACGAGUUUAGACAGAAUCACACGCGUUGUCCGUUCGCACUGAACCGACCCAUAGCUCACAAUGAGUCCCACACCGGCGAUAAGAGC
This is a messenger RNA of Oppiella nova, 414 nucleotides long. The record is from the annotation of a GenBank genome assembly. Lineage: Eukaryota; Metazoa; Arthropoda; Arachnida; Sarcoptiformes; Oppiidae.